AUGAAUGUCUUCCUUUUUCCAAUCGGUACAUGCAAAGAAAUAGAGAGGAUGAUGGCAAGCUUCUGGUGGAAAUCCAAUAAAUCUAAUGGCAAUGGGAGUGGCAUUGUUUGGAUGAAUUGGGAUAGAAUGACUAAACACAAAGCUAAAGGCGGUAUGGGGUUUCGAAAUCUAAGGGACUUUAAUCUUGCAAUGCUGGGAAAACAAGGUUGGAGACUCUUAUUUAGACAUGAAUCUUUAGCUAGUAAAGUCUUUAAAGCUAGAUAUUACCCGAAUGGUAAUUACUUGUCUGCUGAGUUGGGGUCAAACCCGAGCUUUAUUUGGAGUAGUAUCUAUGCUGCAAAGGACACUGUUAAACUCGGUCUAAGGAAACGAAUUGGGUCUGGUUUGACUGUGCAGAUUACAUCAGAUCCGUGGCUUCCUGUCAUGGAUAGAAUCUCUCCUUCUCCGAUUGUUCCUGGUCUUGAAAACUUCACUGUGAAUAGCUUGUUUCAAGUAGGACAACAAAGAUGGGAUGCUGAUGUUGUGUGUGAUUUAUUUUCCCCAACCGACGCUGCUAUCAUACUUGGUAUCCCUAUUUCACAAUCAAGUGGGGUUGACACUUGGUACUGGCUCGCUGAGAAGAAGGGAUUUUAUUCUGUGCAUACAAGCUGCUUCAAGAUCAAAAGUAUCAUUCGGACAACCCCGAGGGACAUACUUUUUGGAAAAAACUGUGGGCACUUAAGGUGCCGCCUAAGACAAAGGAUCUGGUGUGGAGGGCGGCAUCCAAUUGUCUUGCAACCAAGGUGA
Cannabis sativa is the source of this 786-nucleotide messenger RNA. RefSeq lists its product as uncharacterized. The record is from RefSeq and is a predicted model, not a curated record. The transcript has a single exon. The coding region runs from base 1 to 786 and encodes 261 amino acids. NCBI's taxonomy places the organism in Eukaryota, Viridiplantae, Streptophyta, Magnoliopsida, Rosales, Cannabaceae.